AUGUCCACGCCCCCGAAGGAAUUUCCGAAGGAACAAUCCGAUGAGAAAGAGCAGGAUCCCCCUCCGGAUCCGGCAGGUUCGGAGUCCCCUGAAGCAGAAGCAGAUGAAGAGGAAGAAGAAGGAGAGUGCGGGUUCUGCCUCUUCAUGAAAGGGGGCGGGUGCCGCGAUGCCUUCAUCGGUUGGGAGAAGUGCGUCCAAGAAGCCGAGACCAACAACGAGGACCUCCUCGAGAAGUGCGCCCACGUCACCGCCGCGUUGAAGCAGUGUAUGGACGCCCACUCCGACUACUACGAGCCCAUCCUCCGCGCCGAGAAGCUCGCCGAGGAGCAGGCCGUCGUUGAAUUGGAAAAGGAGAAGCAAAAUUCCCAGCAACCCCCUUCUACCCAAGAUCAAAAGACCGACAAUGUGGUCGAGGAAGUAGCUACCAUUGAACUGGUGAAGGAAAAGCAAUAUUUGUCGCCUAAUGAGUCCCAACCCCCUUCUCCUUCUAGUCAAGACCCAAAUUUUAUUGCAAUCACUGAUGUGGGAAAUUGUGGUUGUAUUGACUGCAAAAGUCUUAACGUCGCAGCUGAAAUUGCAGUUGUGGACUAG
Messenger RNA from Sphenostylis stenocarpa, 591 nucleotides. The record is from the annotation of a GenBank genome assembly. Lineage: Eukaryota; Viridiplantae; Streptophyta; Magnoliopsida; Fabales; Fabaceae.